Molecule: messenger RNA, 1704 nt
Organism: Baudoinia panamericana UAMH 10762
Lineage: Eukaryota; Fungi; Ascomycota; Dothideomycetes; Mycosphaerellales; Teratosphaeriaceae
Exons: 1
Coding region: 218-1669 (483 amino acids)
Cellular component (GO): cytoplasm
Molecular function (GO): sphingomyelin phosphodiesterase activity
Source: RefSeq, a predicted model, not a curated record
AGUACGUACCAUCUCUAAGGUAAAGAUGCUCCCUCGGGUCUAUCGAACCUGCCUUGAGCAUUGUCGCUGUGUAGAGCUGGCGCUUGUACUGCCCGUCUCACUUGCUGCUUCCCGGCGUUUGACAGACUUGAGAGGCUACAAUCAAGCAGUCCACUAUCAACGUGCAUGUAGGUAGCCUCCGAAUGUGCAGUUUGAACUGAUUAGCCCGCACACACACAUGGAGCCUUCGACCAUAGCUGUCAAGCCAUCAUCAGGCGUGCACCUUGACGGUCACACGUUGCCAGACGAGGUCCGAAUCCUCACCCUCAAUUGCUGGGGCCUUAAGUACAUUUCUCAACACCGCCACGCACGGCUCGUCGAGAUCGGCCGCCAAAUCGCUGCGGCUGACCCACCACCAAACAUUGUAGGACUCCAGGAAUGCUGGACGCAAGAAGACUACACCGCGAUCCGGGCUCUGACCAAGCACAUCCUACCUUACGGCAAAUUCUACUUCAGCGGCAUCUUCGGCGGCGGACUGAUCAUCCUGACCAAAUGGCCAGUCGAAGAAAGUUCGAUGUACCGCUACCCUCUCAACGGCAGGCCGAGCGCUUUUUGGAGGGGAGACUGGUACGUAGGCAAGGGUGUUGCUUGUGCGAGUAUUCGAAUCGGACCAGGCGCGAAGCAUGUGGUCGAGGUCUUUAAUACGCACUUGCAUGCUCCUUACGCUAGCGAUCGCGGAGACAGCUAUGCUUGUCAUCGCGUAGCUCAGGCGUGGGAGAUUGCUAAGUUGAUGCGGCAUGCUGCCGACCGUGGUCAUCUGGUGGUAGGCUUGGGAGACUUCAAUCUGGAGCCCGAAAGCAUGGGUCAUCAGAUCAUCGAGGCAUGCUCGCCGGUCAGGGAUGCUUGGACGGAAACGAAGGCAUACAGAUUCUCAGAUUCGGCACGCUGCCGACGUACUGCAGCGUCAACGGUGGAAGAAUGCUUGGUUAAGCACGGUACGACUUGCGAUAGUCUGGCCAACACGUGGAGAUGGAGCAAGCAGAUGCGGAAGGAUCUUACCAAAGGGCACGAGAGAGCGCUCGAUUCCAACACAAUGGCAGACCCGAAUGCGAAACGAUUGGACUACGUCUUUACUAACGCUCAGACUCAAGGCUGGCAAGUCGUUCAGGCCGAAGUUGGCAUGACGAUGCGCCAUCCGACGCUCCAAUGCUCGUUGAGCGAUCAUUUCUCGGUGGAAGUAGGCCUUGAGCAUCCAGCUAGGUUAUCUGCACCGGUUUCUUCAGAGUCUAGCACUCUACCCACCGAGACCUACGACCGGAUUCUGGAGCUGAUAGCCAGCUACACCGCCCGAGAACGCAGUUGGCGAAGAUGGCGACUCACGCACUUCGUUGCCGAACUCGCCAUCUCCAUAGCCUGCUUGGUCGCGGUGUGGUGGUCUCCUUACAGUCACGUUGCCUUUAUUCUAAUGCUGAUAAGCACGCUGGGUUUGAGUGCUGGUGUGCUCGACGGUCUAAUGGGUGGACUCUUCGUAAGCAGUGAGAUCAGAGCGUUGAAGGAAUUCGAAUGGGAAAUUGAGAAUGCGAGGAAGCGCGCAGCGGACACCGUGGGCGGUGAAAAGUCUGCACAAGAGCGAAGAUUGAGAGUACUUGAGACGAAGACGCUUGUUCGAUCAUCAGCAUUAGCAGGGUGAUUCACAAGCUACUGAGCAACCGCAGCCGGUUCAAC